UCUUGACUAUCGCCGAGCAUCAAUUUUUACAAAGCAACGUUUGAGUAUAAAAGUGCCGGUAAAUUCACUCAAUCGCUACAGUUUGAUUCAAAGCUUGUUUGAGACACUUCAAUUAUUAUUUUUUCAUUAAAACUAAGUUUUACUUAAUUAUUUUAUUAUUAAACAUGAAAUUCUUCGUAGUACUUUUUGCCUUGAUUGCUGCUGCCGUUGCCGCUCCACAAUUCAUUCCCGGUGUUGGAUUCGGUGGUAGUGCUGCUAACGCUGCUGCUGGAUCACAAUCAUUCAACUCUGGAUUUGGUGGAUUCGGAGGAAGUGCCAGUAAUGCUGCAGCACAAUCUCAAUCAUUCAAUCAAGGUGGCUUUGGAGGUGGAUUCGGUGGGUCAGCUGCUAAUGCUGCUGCUAGCUCACAAUCAUUCAAUCAAGGUGGAUUCCCAGGAGGUUUCGGUGGUGGAUUCUCAGGAAGUGCUGCAAACGCUGCUGCUGGAACACAAUCAUUCGGCGGUUAAAUGAGUCAAACUAGCUUAUUUUUAGAUUUUAUUUCGGUUUAUAAAUUACAGUAUUGCUUUUGAUAUUGUAUUUUUAAUAAAAAUUUAAAGUUUUUCUGCAAACUUAAUUAAA
Messenger RNA from Chironomus riparius, 618 nucleotides. The record is from the annotation of a GenBank genome assembly. NCBI's taxonomy places the organism in Eukaryota, Metazoa, Arthropoda, Insecta, Diptera, Chironomidae.